GUUAAGCUUUAGCAUUUGCAUGGUCAUUACAAGAUCAAUGAGGACUGUUCAUGUUGCACUUCCUUUCCUUUUGUUUCUUCUGGCAACAACUAUUAUUAGUGUUGGCCUCUGCUUCAAUGCUAGUGGCUGCAAUCAAAUUGAGAAAGAAGCUCUUUUGAUGUUCAAGCAUGGACUCACUGAUCCUUCACGCCGGCUUGCAUCUUGGGGUUAUGAUGCGGACUGUUGUACAUGGUUUGGAGUCAUUUGUGAUGAUUUCACCGGCCAUGUCAUUGAACUCCAACUUUCAACUCCUUCUUACGCUGCCUCUAAUUUCACUGGUGACUAUGAAGAAUACUGGGAAAGGUCAGCGUUUGGAGGUAAGAUUAGUCAUUCUUUGGUAAACCUGAAGCAUUUGAUAUCCUUCGACUUAAGCCACAAUAAUUUUGAAGGAAGUCAGAUCCCCAGGUUCCUUGGGUCUAUGGGAAGUCUAAGAUUUCUUGACCUCUCUAGUGCAGGAUUUGGAGGAAUGAUUCCUCAUCAGCUUGGAAAUCUCUCAAAUUUGCAAUACCUCAAUAUCAAUGUUGAUCAAUUUGAAAAUAAUUAUACUCUUUAUGUGGAGAGUUUAAACUGGGUUUCUGGUCUUGCAUCACUGGAAUUUCUCGCCUUGAGUGGUGUGGACCUUAGCAAAGCCAUCGAUUGGUUUGAUGUGUUAAACACACUGCCUUCUCUUGUUGAACUACACUUGUCAUUGUGUCAACUUUACCAAGUUAAUCCAGCUCCACUUCCUUCUGCCAACUUUUCAUCCCUCGCCAUCCUUGAUUUGUCAAGGAACAAUCUUGGGCUGUCAGUGCCCCAUUGGAUUUUUAGUCUUGAAAAGUUGACCUCUCUUUGUCUUUCAAAUAAUAGUUUUGUUGAAGAAAUUCCGAUUCAUCUUCUAAACUUAACCUCACUCGAGAAACUUGUUUUAUCUCACAAUAAUUUCAAUUCUUCCAUUCCAAGUGCUAUUGGUAAUUUGACUUCCCUCAAUCUUCUUGACUUGUCAGGUAAUAGUCUUGAAGGAGGAAUUCCAAUAGCCUCCAAAAAUCUUUGCAAUUUGAGGUUACUUGAUUUGUCAUUCAACAAAUUGAGCCAAGAGAUAAAUGAGGUCUUUGAAAUUUUAUCAAAGUGUGCUCCAGAGAGAUUAAAGUUAUUGAAUUUGUCUUCUAAUCAUUUACCAGGUCAUUUCACUAAUCGUCUCGAACAAUUUAAAAACUUAGUCUUCCUGAGUGUUUAUGAUAAUUCAAUUUCUGGUCCAAUUCCAGAGAUUUUAGGAGAGCUGAAAUUCUUAGAGGAUAUAGAUAUUUCUAAAAAUUUAUUAAAGGGUGAUGUUUCCGAAAUCCACUUUGCAAACCUUACAACUUUAAGGUAUUUUUAUGCAGCUGGAAACCAACUGAGUUUGAGAGUUAGUCCUGAUUGGGUUCCUCCUUUUCAAGGUCUUACAAGCUUACAUCUGAGAUAUUGGCAAGUUGGUCCUCAGUUUCCAUCAUGGAUUCGUUCCCUAAAGCAAUUAAAUCAUCUCGACUUGUCCUACUCAAAAAUUUCAAGUACCCUUCCCCUUUGGUUCCUUAACUUGUCUUUCUCAUCUUUUUUUAUUGAUCUCUCUCAUAAUCAAAUGCAUGGGAAUAUUCCAUAUAUCAAUUUGAGCACAACCGGUUCCAUGGAUUCUGUUGAAUCAUGGAUUGACUUGAGCUCAAAUCACUUUGAAGGUCCACUACCUCGUGUCUCUUCCAAUCUCCAACUGUUAAAUCUUCCAAACAAUUCAUUUUCGGGGUCAAUAUCUAACCUUUUGUGUGACAAGAUGCAUGAGCUGAAGGCUAUACGAUUUCUUAGCCUUAGGGGAAAUCGUUUAUCCGGUGAGAUACCAGAUUGUUGGAAGAACUUGAAAGAUCUGGAAUUCAUAGAUUUAAGCAACAAUAACUUCAGCGGAAAAAUCCCUAAAUCCAUUGGAACCUUAAGUCAGCUCAAGUUUUUAUACCUCAACAACAACAAACUUUCCGGUGAAAUACCAUUUUCACUUCAACAUUGUAACAAACUAUUGUUAAUUGACUUGAGUGAAAAUGAGUUGGGAGGAGACAUUUCAACAUGGAUAGGGAAACGACUUUCUCAGUUGGUAUUUCUCAAACUCCGUGGGAAUAAGUUUCAUGGUCACAUUUCCGAGAAACUUUGCCACAUGACUUCUUUGCAAAUUUUGGAUCUUGCUUGCAACAAUUUCAAUGGCACUAUACCAAUAUGUAUCAAUAAAUUGAGUGCAAUGGUUGCUGAUUUGAACAGUGAAGAAGAGGCAUUUACGUUGGUUGUUGAUGGAUAUUCAUUGAUAGAGGGUUCUUCAAUUAUGACAAAGGGAAGAAUGGCUAAUUAUGGCAGCUUUCUUCGUCUAGUAAGGAGCAUAGACUUGUCAGACAAUCAAUUAUGUGGAGAGAUUCCUAAGGGAAUAACAAGCAUUAGAGGAUUGCGAUUUUAAAAUUUUUCCCAUAAUCUAUUAAGUGGGAGAAUUCCAAAUGAUAUAGGUGCUAUGAAAUUAUUGGAAUCACUUGAUUUUUCUCGGAACCAGCUCGUUGGUGAAAUCCCACAAAGCAUGUCAAGCUUGACAUUUUUGAGCAACUUGAACUUAUCCAACAACAAAUUGUCAGGACAAAUUCCUUUAGGCACUCAAAUGCAAAGUUUCAAUUCGUCCAGUUUCAUUGGCAACGACCUUUGUGGGCCUCCGGUUACCAAGAACUGCAAUUUAGAUGAUCCUACAGUUGGGAUUGAGAAAGAAAGCACAACAAAAGACGACCAAACGGAAGCAGUGGAUUGGUUCUACUUCUGUGUGAGCGUUGCACCUGGAUUUGUAGUGGGGUUUUGGGUUGUAGUGGGUCCCUUGGCGUUUAACAGACGAUGGAGGCAUUUCUAUUUUGAAUUCCUAAAUCGUUUUUGGAACAAAAUUUGGGUGUGGUUUCAUGUCUAUGUUGUUAGAGUCCUAAAUUAAUGGGAAUCAACUAAAACAAAAUGAAUUUGUGGACUGUAAGAUGUCUUUUCCUGCUAUAUAUGUCUGAAUAAGUCGGUCAAAAACUUUAGCUUCAUGUUUGCUGUAAGGGUGUUUCUGUAUGGUUUUUCUGAUUGUUGUGUACUUCUGAAUUGCAUUUAAUGAAAAAUUAUAUGUUGUGCAGGGGGCCUC
Molecule: messenger RNA, 3175 nt
Organism: Ricinus communis (castor bean)
Lineage: Eukaryota; Viridiplantae; Streptophyta; Magnoliopsida; Malpighiales; Euphorbiaceae
Product: receptor-like protein EIX2
Exons: 1
Molecular function (GO): protein binding
Source: RefSeq, a predicted model, not a curated record